Molecule: messenger RNA, 1879 nt
Organism: Medioppia subpectinata
Lineage: Eukaryota; Metazoa; Arthropoda; Arachnida; Sarcoptiformes; Oppiidae
Source: the annotation of a GenBank genome assembly
UAUCCGGUGGUGAAGAGUGAACGCGUGGAUCAAGUGAUGGAUGUAUUGGACGUGUCGUUCGCUGAGGGCAGCGAUGAUUACAACAUUAAUGUCACCGAAAUAGAUGAAAGCGACGAAGAGGUUGUGGCAGAGAGUGGUGUGAAGUCGAGCGCUAAAAGAGUGGCCAAAACGCGGGUUCAACGCACGGAUCAGUCGAGCGAUGAUCGGACCAAAUGUGAACAAUGUCUGCAAACGUUUGGCUCGACUAUUAAACUCUCGAAGCAUAUCCGAAAGGCUCACANGGGUGGUGUGAAGUCGAGCGCUAAAAGAGUGGCCAAAACGCGGGUUCAACGCACGGAUCAGUCGAGCGAUGAUCGGACCAAAUGUGAACAAUGUCUGCAAACGUUUGGCUCGACUAUUAAACUCUCGAAGCAUAUCCGAAAGGCUCACAAAGACCUAUACGAUCGGCUGACCCAGAAGUUCAUCUGCACCGCCGAUGGAUGUGGUCUUCAGUUCAAGAAAUUCUGUUCAUUAUUACUCCAUAAAACGAGACAUUUUGGUGAAAAGCAAUUCAAAUGUGCGGACACUUACCCGGACUGUGAGUGGAGUUUCUAUACGGCCGGUGAGCUCAGAAACCAUCAAAUCGGCGCCCAUUCGCCGCAACAGCUGUUUCAUUGCGAUUGGAUUGGAUAUAUACACAAGACUUAUAAACACAACGACUCGGAAACCAAUUUACAAUUGUUGGACACAUCGGACGACGCGUUCAAUAACUUUGUGCCGAAUAAGACUUAUCUGAAGAUAGACUUCAAUUGCCACUAUUCGCCGAUCAAACACACGAAGACCAACAAUAUCUUGAGAUAUAUCUGUAAUUAUCGUUAUUGUGAGUUCAAAGCGGUGGCGUUGGAUCGCAUCGUAGAUCACAUCCAACGUCUUCACUACGACAAGAGUCCCAUGAAGUGCGAGGAAUGCGAUGACAUGUUUUGGACACAAAAAGAGCUCAUCAAUCAUAUCAAACCCAAUCACAGCUCUAUUUACGAUCAAACGAGUCGUGCGUUUAAAUGCAGUCAAUGUUCGCUCACUUUUGAUAAAUACUGCAAACUAACGACCCAUAGAUUAAGACAUUCGGGCGACAAGAAGUUCAAGUGUUCGGAACAGUUCUCGGACUGUCAAUGGAGUUUCUAUACGAUAGGAGAGUUGAAGAACCAUCAACUCUGGGCUCACAGUCCGGACCUGAACUUUGUGUGCGAUUGGGCUGAUUGUGGCAAACGGUUUAAAUUGAAAAACCUUUUAGAGCACCAUAAACUCAUACAUACGGGUCAACAGCCAUUCAAAUGCAUUUGGCCGGGAUGCGAAUCAAAGUUUGUGAGAGAGCCGGCGCUCCGAUUACACAUCACGAGCCAUACGGGUGUCAAAGAUUUUGUGUGCGAUUGGCCAGAAUGUGGUCACGCUUUCCGAUCGAAAUCAAACCUACGAAUGCACUACACGUCACACAUUAAUGAUAGACGCUUUCAGUGCGAAUGGCCCGGCUGUGAGUCCCGGUUCCUCAAUAAGAUACAACUCCGGCGCCACUAUCUGUGCCAUAAGAGUGUCGGUGACUUUGCCUGUCCGUGGGAUAACUGUGGCAAAAAACUCAAAUCUAAAUUUUCAUUGAAUCUGCAUUUGAUGGCACACAGGGGUGAGAAGCCGGUGAAGUGCGCGGCUCUGGACUGCGAUAUGCGGUUCACUGAGAGAAGCCAAAUGAGAAAACACUUCAAACGAAAGCACCUCAAUAUCAGAUGCAAAUAGAGUGCCCAAACGCCCCGCACAUUGCACCGCACUAUAACUCACCUGGAUGAUCUAGCAUAUAAUUUUACAAUAUCAUGCAGCAUGAUUCAUGCUCGUAUGUACUGUAUUACCAUCG